AUGGCCGACGCACCAAAGGAAAAGAUUAGCAGCCCAUCGCUGCCAGGCUUGGGCAAAGGCUUCAAAGAAGGCUCCCACGACGAGCAUCCUGUUGACCAGCAAGUCCCCGUCGCCCGCAUGGACGAUGAUGCACGGCCCGUCUGCCCGCCGAACACGACGGAGCGUAAGCUGCUCGCUCGAAUCGACCUCCACGUCAUGCCCUUUCUCUGCAUCAUGUACCUGUUGGCCUUUCUCGACCGCGUCAACAUCUCCAACGCCGACCUCUUCCACCUCUCGCACGAUCUCGGCCUCGACCCGGCGGGCACCAAGUUCAACACGGCCCUCGUCAUCUUCUUCGUCCCGUACUGCCUCUUCGAGAUCCCCUCCAACAUCCUGCUCAAAAAGUUCCGUCCCCACGUCUGGCUCUCGCUCAACAUGUUCCUCUUCGGCUUCACCACCAUGGUGCAGGGCCUCGUCUCCAGCUACGGCGGCCUCCUCACCACGCGCUUCUUCCUCGGCCUCUUCGAGACGGGCAUGUUCCCGGGCGCCUUCUACCUCAUCGGCAUGUGGUACCGCCGCCACGAGGCCCAGAAGCGCUACUCCUUCUUCUUCAACAGCACCACCCUCGCCGGCGCCUUCGGUGGCCUCCUGGCCGCCGCCAUCGGCAAGAUGGACGGCCUGCGCGGCUACAGCGGCUGGCGCUGGAUCUUCCUCAUCGAGGGCGGGCUCACCGUCUUUGUCAGCUUCUUCUUCUACUUCCUCCUGCCCGACUUUCCCGAAGAGUCCAAGUGGCUGUCCGACGACGAGAAGGCGUUUGUCGCCGCCCGUCUGCGCCUCGACCAGGGCGCCUCGGCCCGCGAGCGAAAAAUCACCCUCGGGGAUGUCGUCGACGUGUUCCGCGACUACAAGGUCAUCGUCGGAGGCUUCAUGUACCUCGGCCUCGUCGUCCCCGCCUACGGCUACGCCUACUUCUCACCCUUCAUCAUCAGCGGCUACGGCUACACGGCCAUCGAGACGCAGCUCCACAGCGUGCCGCCCUGGGCCGCCGCCUUUGCCUUUUCCAUGACGGUGGCCUUUUGCUCCGACAGGCUGAGGCACCGCUUCUCCUUUGCCCUCUUCGCCACCUGCUUCGCCAUCGCCGGCUUCUCCAUCCUCGUCGCCACGGGCGAGAACCGCAAUCUCCAGUACGCCGCCCUCUUCCUCGUCGCCAUGGGCGCCUACACGGCCAUGCCCAUCAUCGUCUGCUGGUUCAACAUGAACCUCGGAGGCCACCAUCGCCGUGCCGUCGGAAGCGCCUGGCAGGUCGGCUUCGGCAACCUCGGCGGCAUCGUCGCCGUCUUCAUCUACCGGAAGAGAGACAGGCCCCGGUUCGUCCCGGGUCUCGGCGUCUCGCUGGGCUUUACCGUCGUGUCCGUCGUCGCCUGCGUCGUCUACGGCUUGGCCUGCUGGAAAGCGAACCGAGACCGCCGCCGGAAAAGCGAUGCGGCGCGUGAGUUGACGGCGGAGGAGAAGACGGAUCUAGGUGACAUGUCUCCGGACUAUCGAUAUCUUCUGUAG
This is a messenger RNA of Drechmeria coniospora, 1536 nucleotides long. RefSeq names its product transporter-like protein. NCBI's taxonomy places the organism in Eukaryota, Fungi, Ascomycota, Sordariomycetes, Hypocreales, Ophiocordycipitaceae. Bases 1 to 1536 code for a protein of 511 amino acids. Gene Ontology annotation, biological process: transmembrane transport. The record is from RefSeq and is a predicted model, not a curated record. Gene Ontology annotation, cellular component: plasma membrane. The transcript is spliced from 2 exons. Gene Ontology annotation, molecular function: transmembrane transporter activity.